AUGAGUACGGGUGUCUCACAGGAGAGAAAUAUUGAUGAGACAGACUCGGAUCUUAAUUCCGGAGCUCAAAAAUCUCAAUAUGAAAGUAUAAUAUUGCAACGUCAAGUUGUGCAGAAGAUGUUGGACACUUACACGAUGAAAGAAGGUGACGUUUUUUGCUUAGUGCCUAAAGAUUGGUAUCAAAGGUUUUUCACGUUCACUUAUGAUCCAACCGACAACGAAAUCUUUCUCAAAAUUGGGAUCAUUAAUAUUGCCGAAUUGCUAGAUGCUAAUGGGUUAGUAAAGAAGCCUGACGGCGAAGAUUUUGUGGAGUAUGAGAUCCUCCCUUACACAGUCUUUCAACAGUUGGUCUCUUGGUACGGGUUGUUCUCUGGUCUUCAACCAAUUCAGAGGAUAGUGAUAGCCCGUAAAGACGGAGAGUUGGAAUUAGAAGUGUAUCCUUGCUAUUUCCGUUUGCAUUUGAUGGAUAACGAGCGCAACUCCCUGGACAUCAACAACUUCAUCCUAUCAAGAUACUCCACUAUACGUGAUCUCAAAUAUCAUGCCACAGAAAGAUUCAACACCGAGUUCUAUCACUCUCGUUUGUGGUUGGUAGACGAUCCUAAUAUCUCCAAUCUACCCUUGACAAUUACGGUGUCCUCCUUUGAGAAGAUCAAAUUCAAAAAGCUACUAGUAGAGAAAAUAGAAGACUUUGACAAGACUUUAGAAGAAGCCGGACUGAACAGUUGUCAUCUUGUUGUGGAAUAUAAGCUGAAGAAAGAUUCAGAAUGGCCGUCCGACAUAACCUGUAAACCUGCAAAAUUGAGUACCGGUUUAGUGGGGUUAACCAAUUUGGGUAACACAUGUUAUAUGAAUUCAGCACUUCAAUGUUUGAUGCAUAUACCUGAACUUUCGAAUUAUUUUCUCUAUGAUUUUUACAAAGAGGAGAUCAACGUCGAUAACCCAUUGGGUAACGGAGGGCGCUUGGCAAUUGCAUUUGGAAGCUUGAUUCAUACAACCCUAGGUCCAAAGAAGCAAAUUGUUACCUAUGCAACUCCUAAGGACUUCAAGCUCACGCUGGGUCGGUUCAACUCAAUGUUUUUAGGCUAUCAUCAGCAAGAUUCUCAAGAACUGCUCGCAUUCCUUCUCGAUGGAUUACACGAAGAUCUGAACAGAAUUUUAAAGAAACCUUAUUUGGAUAAGCCAGAAUUGAAAGACCACCUAGUCCAAGAUAAAGAAGCUGUCCGACAACUUGCUGAAGACUGCUGGAGUCAACACAAAAUGAGAAAUGACUCCAUAAUUACAGACUUAUUCGUUGGAUUAUACAAAUCCACUUUGGUAUGUCCAGUAUGCCAAAAAAUUAGUAUUACAUUUGACCCAUUCAAUGAUCUCACACUACCUCUUCCUGUAGAUAAGAAGUGGUAUCAUCAAAUUAUAUUUUUUCCAGAGACAGGUUACCCCAAGGCGUUGGAUGUUGAACUGGAUAAGUCAUCUACUUUCGAUCAUCUGAAAAAUUACGUUUCAUCCAAGCUGCAAGUCCCAAUCAACGACCUAAUUGGUGCUGAUAUAUUUAACAGUCAAUUUUAUAAGAACUUUGAGGCCAAUGAUCCAGAUCUGAAUUAUCUUCCAAUCAGUGACUUAAUCUCUUCAGGUGAUAAGACAGUAUUUUAUCAAGUAAAGCAUAAGCCAGGAGACUUGGUGGUUCCAGUCUUUAACACUCUUUCUGAUGAUGGUGGCCGCUAUGCAAAGCCUUUUGGCCUUCCAUUUCUUAUCACAAUUUCCGAGGAUGAAUCAUUUUCCUUUGGAUCUAUCAGAGACAAAUUGGAGAGAAAAUAUGACCAGUUAUCAACGCUUAAUUACUUCGACCAAAUCAAGCAGGAGAGUAAGGAAAUACACAAGCUCGCUGAUUUUCCCACGUUAAACAAGAAAUACCAAAAUGAUUCACCCAACGAGGAUAACUCUUUAUCCGAUGUUGAUUGCACUUCGGACAUAUCGUUUGCCAAUCCUAAGAUCUCUGGAGAUUUUGCUUUUAAUAUCAAACUGUUCGAUUCAAGCAGGGAGUUCAAACCAAGGUAUAACCUUGGUGCCAGGCACAUUGAUAUAGAUGAGAAUGAAGACGAUAGCUUGUGGCUUCCACAAACCAAUAACAGCUUUGGCAACCUACCUAUUUUGCUUGACAAAUUGUGUGAAAAGAAAAGAGCUUUUUACACGUAUAAAAAAUUUGAGGCUGAGGAAGAACUUGCAGAUGAAGAUGACUCGGAAAGUGUUAAUGUCAACGUUGAAGAGGUCGACGAAAACGACAACAACUUAGAUACGCAACAAGACGAGUCCAAUGAUGAAUCUAUGAUGGGCGGUAUGUUUGAAGAGUCAAAAAAUUCAGCUCCCGUUUCACCUCCCUGUUCUGAGGUUGCUACUAAUACAGAGUCAAAUGCUUUUGAGCCUUUGAUAAAAACAAGGCAAGCCUUAGUCUGCGAGUGGGAGCAAGAUUCCUUUGGCAAGUUUUUUGUUGGUUUAGGAGAUGAUGACGAUAAAAGUGGUACUCAAACUUGGGAAACUCCGGAAGUAAUUCCAAACGAAGAACUUAUUCAAAAUAAGAAGCUAAUUGAAGAGAAAUUGAACAAGAACAUAGCCUUACAAGAAUGUUUAGACAUAUUUUCCAAACCAGAAUUAUUAGGCGAAAACGAUCUAUGGUAUUGUCCAAAUUGUAAAGAUCACAGGCAAGCCACCAAGACUAUUGAAAUCUGGAAAACACCAGAUAUCCUAACGAUCCACCUCAAGAGAUUUGAAAAUCAGCGUAGCUUUAGUGAUAAAAUUGACGCUGUAGUGGAUUUCCCCAUUGAAGCAUUGGAUAUGUCAGAAUAUGUGGUGAACCCAGAGACUGGUGAUGAAAUUUAUGAUUUAUUUGCUGUUGAUAAUCAUUUUGGGGGAUUGGGAGGUGGCCACUACACUUCAUACGUUAAGAAUCAUAUUGACCAUAAAUGGUACUAUUUUGAUGAUGCGAGAGUAUCAGCUGCAGAACCUGAGCAGGCUAUUAAAGGAUCAGCAUAUCUAUUGUUUUACAGAAGAAGGUCUUCAACUCCAUUAGGAGGGGAAUACCUUCGUCAGAUGAUGACACAAGUGAGAGAACAGGAAGAGGUUCAUAGAGAAAUGGAGAAUGAAAUCCUUAGAGAUUAUGUCAAAUUAAAAGAAAUGCAGGAUGCUAUAACCGCUUAUGAAGAGAAAUGUCAACAAGUGCAGGUUAGCGAGGCAGUUGAGAGUACUCUGGAUGAACAACAACUGGAAUGUGAUUCCGAUAGAGAAUUAGAAAAUGCUGGCAACGUUGAGGCAGACGCAGAAUCUAGUCAGUCGAUCAAUCAGGUAGAGAAAGACCAAAAUGAGCCCUCAUCAAUGGUAUCUUCAGCAAAUGGGGCUAAAAGGAGGAAGAAACAACAAAACAAUUUGUUAAUGAGUCGUCUAUGCUGA
This is a messenger RNA of Komagataella phaffii GS115, 3441 nucleotides long. RefSeq names its product Ubiquitin carboxyl-terminal hydrolase. The record is from RefSeq and is a predicted model, not a curated record. The coding region runs from base 1 to 3441 and encodes 1146 amino acids. Gene Ontology annotation, molecular function: cysteine-type deubiquitinase activity. NCBI's taxonomy places the organism in Eukaryota, Fungi, Ascomycota, Pichiomycetes, Pichiales, Pichiaceae. The transcript is spliced from 2 exons. Gene Ontology annotation, biological process: protein deubiquitination.